AUCCUACGGACUGCCUUGAUAUUAUGGACAAAGGACAAAGACUAUCUGGUAUCUAUAGGAUCCAUCCGUUGAACAACUCCAUAUAUAAAGAAGUUCUCUGUGAUAUGCAUACCAUGGGAGGCGGAUGGACGGUUUUUCAAAAGCGGCUUGAUGGAUCUGUGUCUUUCUCCAGGGAUUGGACGGAAUAUCAACGUGGUUUUGGGAACGUGUCUACUGAAUAUUGGUUAGGCAAUGAUGCAAUGCAUGCAUUAACUGUCAACUUAUCUUCCCUUUAUGUAAAAUUACGACAUACAAAUGGAAGCCAUUACUUCCAGUAUUACUCUGACUUCCGGAUCAGUGGCGCUGAUGAUGACUAUAGAUUACAUCUGGGAUCUUACUCCAACGGGACAGCAGGAGAGCAGUUAAGCUAUAACAAUGACCAAACAUUCAAGACCCCGGAUCACUCUCCCCCAAUACGAUGUUUCCGUUCCAUACAGACGGUGGAUGGUGGUUCGAUGACUGUCAUUGGGCCUAUUUAA
This is a messenger RNA of Saccostrea cuccullata (small rock oyster), 518 nucleotides long. Its product is annotated as ficolin-1-like. The record is from RefSeq and is a predicted model, not a curated record. The coding region runs from base 24 to 518 and encodes 164 amino acids. The transcript is spliced from 4 exons. Lineage: Eukaryota; Metazoa; Mollusca; Bivalvia; Ostreida; Ostreidae.